Tilletiopsis washingtonensis is the source of this 564-nucleotide messenger RNA. RefSeq lists its product as hypothetical. Gene Ontology annotation, biological process: lipid homeostasis. Gene Ontology annotation, cellular component: endoplasmic reticulum; membrane. The transcript is spliced from 2 exons. NCBI's taxonomy places the organism in Eukaryota, Fungi, Basidiomycota, Exobasidiomycetes, Entylomatales. The annotation marks the transcript as partial. The record is from RefSeq and is a predicted model, not a curated record.
CAGCGCAAGCGCCGCGCCUGGGUGCUCACGACGCUCAACGGCGCCGUGCUCACCGCCGCCAGCCUGCCGUUCCUCGCCGACCUGCUGUGCGCGCGCUUCGACCUGCAGGCCGUGCAGCCGCGCCAGGAAUAUGCGCUCGUCUGCAGCGCCUUCUUUGUCGCCUAUCUGCUCUCCGACCUCGGCCUCGGAGCCAUCUACUACCGCGAGCUCAUCAACUUCUCGUCGGGCUGGGCGCACCACACCGUCUACACGUUCCUCUUCGCGUACUGGGUGCACCGUGGCUGGGCCCACUGGGCCGUCAUGGCGUGCGUGUUUGAGCUGCCGACGACAAUCAUGGGUGUUGCGUCCAUCUGGCCGGCGCUACGCUCCAACAACGCCUUCACCUCGACAUUCUUCCUCACGCGCAUCUUCUUCCACGGCGCGCUGCUCUGCGCCACGAUCACCCCGCACGGCCGCGCAACCAAGGGCAUCGACGGCUCGUGGGGCGUGGCCCUGAGCGUGCUUGCUACCUAUCCCAUGCACAUCUGGUGGUCCGUGAAGCUGGUGGCGUCGGUUCGCCGCCGC